Molecule: messenger RNA, 1700 nt
Organism: Carassius carassius (crucian carp)
Lineage: Eukaryota; Metazoa; Chordata; Actinopteri; Cypriniformes; Cyprinidae
Product: macrophage mannose receptor 1-like
Exons: 7
Coding region: 1-1617 (538 amino acids)
Source: RefSeq, a predicted model, not a curated record
AUGGACGGGAGUCUGUUUGUGCUUCUUCUGCUGUCAGGUCUCUUGAAGACUACUUCUGGUCUUUCUCGUCAGUACUACUAUAUAAAUGCCAGAAUGUCAUGGCCAGAGGCUCAGAGUUACUGUAGAGCGAAGCACACUGACCUGGCUUUUAUAGACAGAAUGAGUGAUGCAAGCCAGCUGAUAAAUAUAGUGGAUGCUGGAUACAGUGGAUCAGUGUGGAUAGGACUGAAGAGGGGGACACAGAAACGCUGGGGUUGGUCUCAGGGAGAAGAAACACUUGCACAGUACAGUGCCUGGGCUGCAGGAGAACCGAACAAUCUAAACGAAUGCGCUUUUCUUGCCUAUGGAGUUUGGCAUACUUACCAGUGCUCAAAUCCGAUUUACUUUGUGUGCUACAAUGGCACUAGUUACAUCUGGGUAGAGAUGUGGAAGAACUGGGCGGAAGCUCAGAGCUACUGCAGAAAGCAUUACACAGAUCUGCCCACCAUCCACAACUCUCAGGAACAGAAUCAGCUCAAGAGUAUUGUUUCAUCAUCAGCAUGGGUUUGGAUUGGUCUGUUCCGGGACUCUUGGGAAUGGUCUGACAAAUGGAGCAACUUCUUUAGACACUGGGCAGCGGGUCAACCAUCCCAGAGUUCAGGAUCUGGUGACUGUGUUGGCAUGUCAACAACUGAUUCUGGGAAAUGGAUUUGUUCAAGCUGUGAUCUAGGGCGUCCUUUUAUCUGCCAUGGAUGGCCCAAGUCUCCUUACCGCGCAUACCUGUAUAUGAAUGAAAUUAUGACCUGGCAAGAUGCUCAGAGUUACUGUAGAGCGAGAUUCUAUGAUCUGGCCACUUCUGACAACAUGAAUAAUGUGAACAGGCUAGUAAAUACAGUGGAUCCUGGAUACAGUGGUUCAGUAUGGAUAGGUCUCAGUGCUGGGACAGAAUAUCGCUGGGUCUGGUCUAUGGGAGAUGGUGCAAUCUCCCAGUACAGUAUGUGGUAUACAGGAGAACCGAGUGGUGAUGGGGAGUGUGUGAGGAGUUUUAAUGGAAGCUGGUAUGAUGAGAGCUGCAGCACCGUUCUCCCAUUUGUGUGUUUCAAUGACAGCACUGGUUUUAUUAUUAAUAAGACUGCUAUGACAUGGAGAGAUGCUCAGAGUUACUGCAGACAACAACACACUGAUUUGGCGAGUAUCAGCAGCCCAGAGCAGCAGAAUCUGCUCAGUAAUGAAUCGUCACUCUGGAUCGGUCUGUUUCUGGACUCUUGGCAGUGGUCUGAUCAAACGAAACUCAGUUUUAGAUACUGGGCAGCAGAUCAAUCUUUACGGAGUUUAGUGCCUACUAACUGUGCUGGCAUGUCAAGAACCAAUUCUGGGAGAUGGUCUCAAUACAGCUGUGAUCUAAGGCAGCCUUUUAUCUGCUAUGGAGCUGACAAGUUAAUUAGAAAACAGGUUGUACGGUUGAAAUUGUCCUGUAAUGGAAAAUGCACAUUGAAUGAUCCUUCACUACAAACUGCCUUUCUAAAUGUGAUAAGUGACAAGUUGAAGAGCAUGGGGCUGGAAAGUAACAAAAUGAGCUGGAAUCAGGGGGAAGAUGAAGAGGUGUUUCAUCUGGAGAGCAAACAUACAGCCUAUUAAAAUAAUCAUUGUAAUAGGCAGUAAUCGUCAAUGUACUUAUUUUAACUUUUGAAACAGAUUCAAAGAAUAUUAUGUAAAUCUUA